This is a messenger RNA of Bursaphelenchus xylophilus (pine wood nematode), 6628 nucleotides long. NCBI's taxonomy places the organism in Eukaryota, Metazoa, Nematoda, Chromadorea, Rhabditida, Aphelenchoididae. The record is from the annotation of a GenBank genome assembly.
AUGACCUCGAAGUCGGUCGAACCCGAAGAGUCGGCUCCGCUGCUGGGCCCAAAGAAAGCCGAUGAAGUGAAGAGUAUCUUUUAUCUGGCGCCGAGUCAAACUCAAGCCUCCGAGGAAGGUCUACACUCCUAUACGGGCGAGAACGAUGAUGAGACCAAGCCGAAGUCGUAUUUUAACGCCGAAAGUGCGCCGAACAGUAUUCGGUCCGGAGCGGAGGACAGUGAGGAGGCAAACCAGGUCAGACGGAGAGGAAGGAAGGAUAAGGAGGGUGAGGAGCUGUGAAGUUGGGAUUUUUGGGGAUUUUUGACCGAUUUUUGAAAAGCUCGGGCGCAGCUUGAAAAAUAAGACGGCCAAAAAGAAUGGUUGAUUAGCCAUAUCAUCAGUAGUAAAAAACUCUGUUCUGGGGCCAAUGCGCUGUCUGAAGGUUUGCUGAAGGUUAGCUGAAAAUUGCAGGGCGCAGCUCGGAAAAAAGUUUUCGCAGCUUGCCGGAGCUAACAGGGGAAGUACUUCAAGUGUGACGCUCAGAUUUUCUUUAAAUUUUGCACACACAUCGGGUAUGGACUAAAUAUCAAUUCCUGAAAGUUUUAGCUCGCGCUUUGCGGGCGCCGCCGAGAUAUUGAACGAUUUUUGCCGCCGAGAGAGCACGCUCAACGUGGAGAGCGGUCAGAGAGAAAACCGCUUUUUGGCCAUAACUUUGGCAGUUUCGUGCGGAAAAAUUUGAUUUUUUGUAGAAACAUUAUUCUUUACGGUUGAAAUAGGCAUGAAACUUUUCGUGCCGAAAUUCGGCAAAAAGUCCCAAAUUUUCGCCGACUUUCGAUCUAAAAAUCUCGGUUGUUUCUGCAAAGCGCGAGCUAGGAUUCCCGCAUAUAUCUUAGAAAAAAUUAUUCUAAAUUUGUGCCAAGUUUCAUCAAAAUCUGAGCGUCACACUUCAAGUACUUCCCUUGUACUUGAAGUAAGUUUUCAGUCUGUUUUCGAGCUGCGCCCAAGAUGCAAGCUGCGCCCGUGCAAUUUCUCCGAGCUGCGCCCUAUGAUUUUCAGCAAACUUUCAGAUAGCGCAUUGGCCCCUGGCCACUCAAAAGAAUUAUUUUUUCAAGCUGCGCCCAAGCCUUAAUCUUACGUUUUUUUGAUAACCUUGUAGUAGGUUUUUUUUUUUGAUAACCUUAUAGUUGGUUAAUGCCACACCAGCAAACAAAUAUCUUUUUCAAAUUAUUUUUCAUAUUAUAACUUGUAUAAAUCAUCUUGCAAUGUCAGUUUUGCAGAAAUCAAAACCGGCAAAGAGCCAUCUCCCGCAACUGACACCGCCGUCGAGCUCGACUCGAUCUCUUUCUCCGUGAUGCCUAGUAAGUUAUCGAACCUUAGUUUUGAAGCAGAAAUCAUCGCUAAAAUGGCCAUCCUUUCCAGCCCAAACAAUGCCAAGUCAAAACCGCGACUCGCACAGUUCGAGUCACUCGUUUCGAAUCGAGGUCUUCCGAAAGCUGCGACGCUUCCCUCCGGGCGCUCAUGUAAUCCUACUCGCCGAAUUCUGCCACAGUUUCACAUCGUAUGCGCUGAGGAUCAUCCUGUACUACUAUUUGAUCCAAAAAUUAAUGUUGUCCGAGGAUGACGCCAUUUUUUAUACCCAAGUUUAUCUUUUUUUCACACAUGUUUUCCCGAUUAUUGGAUGUGUUUUGGCCGAUGGAUUCUUUGGACUUUAUAAGUGAGUAAAAUACGUUCUCUGUCAAAGAAAAUACAUUUCUUGUGGCAAAAAACGUACCAUUUUGCAUCCGGGAAGCAUCAAAAAUAUGGCAAAAUGCUUCCCUCUCCAAGUGAGAAAACUUCGUUUUGAAGGUCUUUUGAAAUCGGAGUUUUUUACACUUGGAGAGGGAAGCAUUUUGCCACAUUUUGGAUACUUCCCGGAUGCAAAAUGGUACGUUUUUUGCCACUGGAUGAGGUCCCACACUGUAGAUGAUUCAGCACCAAAACAAAGGUAUCUUUACGUCGUUUCAGGACCAUAAUCUACCUCAUCCUGAUAUACGGGAUUGGCCAAGUUUUUAUGAUCGUUUCCUCUUGCUUUGAACCAGAACAGGCAUAUGCCCAUCCAUGGUUGGACCUACUUGGACUGCUUUUGAUCUCAGUUGGCACUGGCGCCCUUAGACCCUGUAUGGCGGCCUUUGGAGGGGACCAAUUUGAAAAAACGGACGUCAAAUUGCGUUCAAUGUUCUUCGCCUUGCUCUACACGUCGUUCAAUUUGGGCUGCAUCCUUGCAGGCGCAACCACACCACUGAUGAGGGGUAAGAGCGAUUUUUCAACCGUUGCAGCCCAUUUUUAACCUCAAAAAGAUCAUAACAAGGUCUAUUUAGACUUCUCAUGCCUCUCCGAGCGCUCCUGCUACCCGUUUCCAUUCAGCGUCUCGACUUUGGUGCUUUUCAUGAUGAUGUUUGUUCUAAUUGUGGGCUACAAAUGCCUCCGAAGUGUGCAUGAAGUCAAGGAGAAUAUUUAUGCGUCAGUUGCGAAAACGAUUUGGGUAAGAGGGUAAAAUACGCAUGGAGGAGGUUUUCCAUUGGAUACUGGAACUUUUGAUGACAAAAAGUAUAAGACUUGCUCUUCAGACCGCUCUCAAAAACAAGAGGAAGUAUCACGACAAAGAGGUGGGCUGUUGGCUGGACCACGCCUUGGAUGACCAUGAAUGCGACAGUCCUGCGUGUAGAAAAGUAAGGAUUCAUACAGUAGAGGACAUGAUCCAGUUGCAAAAAACGUACUAUUUUUCAUACGGGAAUCAUCAAAAAUGUGGCAAAAUGCUUCCCUCUCCAAGUUAAAAAAACUCCGAUUUCAAAAGCGCGCCCGCUCUGUUUGUAAGGGAAAUGGCGCGUCCUUCAAACCGAAGUUGUCCUCACUUGUAGAGGAAAGCAUUUUGCCACAUUUUUGAUGCUUCCCGGAUGCAAAAUGGUACGUUUUUUGCCACUGGAUCAGGUCCCUCACUGUAGACUAUGAGUUAGGCUAGCCGAAACAACUUUUCAUAGGGUUUGAGUCACCGUAAAUUACCUCAAACAACGAUGAGUAAAUUUGCGAAAACGCGGACUAUAAGUCUCUUCUAUUCUUCAUACUUUUCUUUUCUCUUCAGGUGACACUCAUCAACGAUAUUCGCACCUUAGGAAAGAUUCUCGUAAUUUUCUUGCCCAUCCCCAUCUUCUGGACCCUUUUUGAUCAGCAAUACAACAAUUUCUACAGACAAGGAAAUGAGAUGGAUCUGAGCUUGGGAAAUAAUUUGUACAUCCUGCCCGACCAAAUGCCGGCGUUUAAUAUGCUACUUGUGGUCAUCUUACUGCCAGUUUUUCACUUUGUCAUCUACCCGUUGUGCCGGCUUUGCUGCAAACCCACGUGAGUUUACAUGUUUGGCGAGGGUGUGUUCUUAUUCUUCGACAUCUAAUAGAUGCCUUUAGAGUUGAUUACACUCUACAAGAUUUUGCUAGACAACUCUUUUACUGGGCCAGAAUUGAGGGUGGGCCAGAUGGACUUGAAGAAGUUAUUUUGAACAUAACUUUGGGAAUAAAGGGCCAAAACUCAAAUGAUUUGUAUUUGGAUUCACAGAGCACCGCGAUCUUUUUGUUGUAUAUCUGUUUGUUGCUCAAAGCCUCCAGGAGCUCUGCUAACAUCAUUUAUUCGAUUUUGUCCCAGAAAAUCAUCAAAAUGAUGUCAUCAGACAUUAGAAGGUUCUUUGAGUCACAACAAGGUACAUGACAAAAAAGGAAUGACUUGUGGAUCAAAAAUUUCAAUUCAUUUGAAUUUUGACCCUUUAUUCCCAAAGUUAUGGUCAAAAUAACUUCAUCAAGUCCAUCUGGCGCACCCUCAAUUUUGGCCCAGUAAAAGAGUUGCCUAGCAAAAGCUUGUUGAGUGUAAUCAACUCUAAAAGCAUCUAUUAAAUGUCACAGAAUAAGAUUCGUCCAGAAACGCCCAAAAUUUUUCAGGUAUCUCCGAAAAAUGAGCGCUGGAAUGCUGAUGGCGUCACUCUCCUUUCUGAUGAUGUGCGUAAUUCAAAUUCACUUGGAUGUAAGCCUAUUCUAACAAAAUUCGUUCGAAUCACAUCCAUGAAAACUAAUAGUUGGUGAUUUCUCAGAGCAGGAACCCGUUUGACUACUCCGGAAAAGCACAACUCGCCGUCAAGAACAUGCUGACUGUUCCGGUCGACAUCUCGUACAACAAUGGCUCGCAACAGACUACCACAUCCGACACGUUGGUCAAGGGACUUGAUGCGUUGCAGGUUCGUUUCUUGCCGAAAUCAGUCCCUUGGAUGACCCGGCAAUUGACAUCCGGGUCAUCCAAAUGACUAGUCAAAGCGCUGAUACAGCCGAUUCAACGCGUUGACAAGCCAUUUUGAUGUUGCGACGAUCAAUUAAAACCUUAAGUUAGCUAACUAUUUAUUUACUUAUUCCCCCCUAUUUUCAGUUCAAAAACGACGUGGAUGACGUUGAAAUCAAUGCCGGCAGAUUCAACAUUUUUUACGAAAAACGGCCUAUUGCGCGCGCGAGGCGAAGUCCCAGGCCCGAAAGAAAGGACAAGACCUUCACCUUUGAGGACAUGAAACACUACCUUAUUGUCACACUGGAGGAAGGGAUUUCGAUUGUGCAAACGGAGGUGGAGAAACCGAACAGUGGGCAGGCGGAGUCAUUUCAGAGGUGAGUUUAGAGGCCAACUUGUACUACUACAGUGGCGGGCCUGAUCCAGUGGCAAAAAACAUACCAUUUUGCAUCCCUGAAGUAUCAAAAAUAUGGCAAAAUGCUUCCCUUUCCAAGUGAACAAACCCCGGUUUCGAAAGCGUACCCACUCUUUUUGUGAGGAAAAGGGCGCGGCCUUUAAAACGAAGUUUUUUCACUUGGAGAGGGAAGCAUUUUGACACAUUUUUGAUACUUCCUGGAUGCAAAAUGGUACUUUUUUUGCCGCUGGAUCAAGUCCCUCACUGUACUUGCCAAGGAGAUUGCUCGAAAUUCGAUGACCUGAUUUUUAUGACACUAGGUUUGGCAUAGAGUUCGCCGAAAAAAGUCAUAUUGUACAGGGUGUCCAAAGAAAUUCAUUUUAGCCUGUGUGGAAAAUAAUGUGGAUUUGUCGCAGCAAAAUAUCAAGCAUCGUAGCAAACGCGCACCAAAUCUCCAGCCGCGGCUGCCGUCGCAAAACGAUGAUCAUUCCAAGGCACCACGAAUCCACAUUAUUUUCCCGACAGACUGGCAACCCUUCAAUAUCUAACACCACACCUUUUUCAGCAUUCUCUUCAUCGCAAACGACACAAUAACCCUUCCCAAGAUCAUGUUUUGCCGCAACAAUAACUGUGACCCUUCAAGUGUCAAGAACUUUGCCGUUUUCACCAAGGACGACAUUGUUCGGCGGGAUUGCUGCAAAAGAGACACCUUAGUCAGUUUGACAAAGGUGAAGAACCUGCUGCACGGCUCAUGGUGCGUCUACACGGAAGACGAUUUAAACUUGAAGCAGAAAGGAUUCUGCUUCAAUCGUGACUCGGUGGGAGGAGUUCACAUACUAAUUGCACAGGUAGGCGGGAUUUUUAGAGUUAAAAAAAAAGGAAAACUCCUUCAGGAUGGGUCAGACCGACCUGGGAGGUUUGAUUGGCCAAUACAGUGAAGGGCCCGAUCAAGUGACAAAAAACGUACCAUUUUGUAUCCGGGAGGCAUCAAAAAUGUGGCAAAAUGCUUCCCUUUCCAAAUGAAAAAACUUAGUCCUUUCCCUCACAAAAAAGAGAGCUUUGGAAAUCGGAGUUUUUCACUUGGAGAAGGAAGCAUUUUGCCAUAUUUUUGAUAUUUCCCGGAUGCAAAAUGGUACGUUUUUUGCCACUGGAUUAGGUCCUCCACUGUAACUUGGCGAAUGACGGAUGUAAAUUGCAAUAAAUUUUUUGUGGCCUACUUGAAGUUUCUGGGGUGUAAUUUUUGUCUCAUACACCCGCAUCUCAUCUUUAAAAUCAAAAUAAAAAAUUGUAAACACCCGGAGGCCACGAUACUAAUAAUAUUAAUAAAUAGGUGGAUGCCAAAAACAUAAAUGCCCAGAGGUCAAAAAAAUUUUUUUUAUAUUAAAAUUGAUCCACUACUUCCCAGUUAUUAACAAAAUAAAAUAAAACCUCUCUGGUCCGCCGUAUUUUUUCAAAACAGCAAAAGACGCAAAAACCAUCAAUUUUCACGUUUCAGAUCUUCGACAACUCGACUAUGCAAUUCUCCAUGGAAUGUUUGGUCCCCGACAAUAGAGUCCACAUCCUCUGGCAAGUCAUCCCUUACACCCUGCUGACAAUCGGCGAGAUCUUAUUCGUAGUCACUGGGAUGGAAUUUUCGUACGCCGAAGCGGCGCCAGCAAUGAAAUCACUUGUUCAGGUACUCUUUUUUGCAUUCGCCACUAUUUUUUCAAUUGCGAAUUUUUUAGGACAAUUUUUGAAAAAAUCGAAAAAUUUUUAAAAUUUCAGGCAAUUUGGACAAUGAACAUGGCUGUUGGCAAUCUAAUCUUCCUACUUCUAAGCUACCUCAUCAAAAAGAUACACUUGGAAGAUACAGCAUACGAGUUUUUGAUCAGCGGGCUUCUGAUGUUGAUCAUCUCAAUCGUCUUUAUUUUUCUGGCUCAAUUCUAUUAUAGCUAUGUCGAGGAGGAUGCUGACUGCUGA